Molecule: messenger RNA, 3539 nt
Organism: Bufo bufo (common toad)
Lineage: Eukaryota; Metazoa; Chordata; Amphibia; Anura; Bufonidae
Gene: GRHL2
Product: grainyhead like transcription factor 2
Exons: 16
Coding region: 125-1984 (619 amino acids)
Biological process (GO): regulation of transcription by RNA polymerase II; neural tube development; brain development
Cellular component (GO): nucleus
Molecular function (GO): DNA-binding transcription activator activity, RNA polymerase II-specific; RNA polymerase II cis-regulatory region sequence-specific DNA binding
Source: RefSeq, a predicted model, not a curated record
AUUACCAGUAGCACUUGUUCUGCCAUCUCUUUCCCUUCCACACACCUUUACCUGCACAGACUUGAAAGUCCAGUUCCACCAGGGAGCGAGGGAGAACAUAAAGGGAGAGUUCAUUGGAUCAAACAUGUCACAAGAGACGGACAAUAAAAGACUUGUAGUCUUGGUUCCCAAUGAAGCAGCUUUCAACUCCCGGCGGCCAUACACCAGUGAGGAUGAGGCCUGGAAGACGUACUUGGAAAAUCCCUUGACUGCCGCAACAAAGGCGAUGAUGAGUAUAAACGGAGAUGAGGACAGCGCUGCCGCUCUUGGCCUCUUGUAUGACUACUACAAGGUCCCAAGGGAGAAAAGGUUGUUGCCUGUAAAUAAAAUUAAUGAUGUCCAUGAUGACCAGGACAAAAGAAAUGGUGUUCCAGCCAGUGAGUCUCAGAGCAACCUGAGCCCUGGAGAGAACAGAGUGCAAGUUUUGAAGACCAAUCCAGUGAACCUUUCCCUCAACGCGGAACCUGUAGAGUCCUCCAAGAGGGACCAGUAUAACAGCAGCUUGUCUGGAAGCCCAACUUCCGUGCCUACUUCUUCAGUCGCUGUGGUAAAAGCAGAGGAGUUUACCCCAGUGUUCAUGUCCCCUUCAGUGACUUACAGGACGGACAACGAGGAACCAAGAGGGGUUAUUUUCGAGCCGACUCACUAUGGAACGCACAUCAGCCAACAUACAGACUACCUCAAGGAUGACCAGCGCAGUACCCCAGACAGCACAUACAGUGAAAGCUUUAAAGAGACAGUAUCUGAUAAAUAUCGGACGCCAUCCAUAGUGGACGACUUCAUGUAUGAUCAAACAGCAAGCACAUUUCAAUAUACUCUAGAAGCUACAAAGUCUCUUCGUCAGAAGCAAGGGGAAGGACCAAUGACUUACUUGAACAAGGGACAGUUUUAUGCCGUCACUCUGAGCGAAACUGGAAGCAACAAGUGUUUUAGACACCCUAUCAGCAAAGUCAGGAGUGUGAUCAUGGUUGUAUUCAGUGAGGACAAGAAUCGCGAUGAGCAAUUAAAGUACUGGAAAUACUGGCACUCCCGCCAACACACGGCGAAGCAACGCGUCCUCGACAUUGCUGACUACAAGGAAAGUUUUAACACCAUUGGAAACAUUGAAGAAAUCGCUUACAACGCAGUGUCCUUCACCUGGGAUGUCAAUGAAGAAGCCAAGAUUUUCAUCACGGUGAAUUGCCUGAGCACUGAUUUCUCCUCUCAGAAAGGGGUAAAAGGACUUCCGCUCAUGAUUCAGAUUGACACAUAUAGCUAUAAUAACCGCAGCAACAGGCCAAUCCACCGGGCCUACUGCCAGAUCAAGGUCUUCUGUGAUAAGGGAGCAGAGAGAAAAAUCCGCGAUGAAGAGCGGAAGCAAAACCGGAAAAAAGGAAAAAGCCAGCCUGCACAAAACCAGUGCUCAAAUAAUUCUUCUGACUCUAAGUUAUCAGCUUUACCGCUGCAGAAGAAGAACGAUAUCACCUUCUUCAAAAGAAUGUCUGACCUGGACUCGCAGCCCGUCCUCUUCAUCCCAGACGUUCACUUUGGAAACCUACAGAGGACUGGACAGGUUUUCUACAAUACAGAAGAUGAAAUAGAAGGAAGCAGUGUGCUGGUAAAGCGAAUGCUCCGUCCUGUGGAUGAAGACUUUGGCCCUCCUGCACCUAAGCAAGUGAAAGAAGAAAGCAAAAAAGUUCUACUUUAUGUGAGAAAGGAAAGCGAUGAGGUUUUUGAUGCGUUGAUGCUAAAGUUUCCUACGGUGAAGGGACUACUGGAAGCUAUAUCGGAAAAAUAUGGUAUUCCUGUGGAAAAAAUUGCGAAAAUCUAUAAGAAAAGCAAAAAAGGCAUUUUGGUGAAUAUGGAUGACAACAUAAUCGAGCACUACUCCAAUGAGGACACCUUCAUACUGAACGUGGAAAGCAUGGUGGAACAAGGCUUCAAGAUCACACUGACAGAAAUAUAACCCCCCGCCCCUCCAGCCAAACUGAUGCCUGAUGGGGAGGAAUAUCCAUGGACAGAGAACUGUUCUCCUGCAAUUCCUGCCCCACCAGAGACAUUUAGAAAAGUUCUAAUUAGUACCUAGGACUGCGAAUGCAAGCUUCGAUAUCUGGUCCACGUAGUAAAAAAAAAGACUGAGAAACCAUAGUUCUAUUGGUAUUAUGCUAUUAUACAAGAUGGAGUCUCCUUGACCGAAAGCAUGAUUUCUUGAUGAUCUUCAGAAGCAUCACCUUCUCAAAAAGAGAUUCCAAUUCCAUAUGCUGGAAGAAGAGGGGGAUUAUAGAUGAUGUAAAUGACUUCCGCAAUCAUCAAGGAAGGUUCUAUGCAGUAUCUCCCGAGUCUACAGCAAUGUGGUGAAGGCACGUGGACCUAGUGACAUGGUCUUGUGCAAUUUUUUUUAUUGUGCUGUAGAUCAACUGGUUUUAAACUGAAUGUACAAAAAGUAUUUUGUAAGUAAUCUAAAAAGUGAUUUUUUUUAUCGCAAUGUACAAAUUAUUUUGUAAAGUGCAAUAUUAUAUUUUACAUUUUUGUUAUUUUCUUUGUUUACUGCCACAAUGGUGAACCGUCUUCUUAAAAAAAAAAAAAAAAAAACCCUCGGUAAGGGUAGGUAAGUCUAUCGUAAUGGGGGAGGCUCAUGAAACCUAUCAAAGCGCAGCUUUUAUUUCCUAAGCUGCUGACUGCUUGCUAUAGGCAGCAAGGCUUGCUUUUGGGUGAGUGCUGAUAAAUGAGGUCCUAUGUCUACCCCUAAGCUUCCACCAUACAGAUGACAUAAUCUCCCCCCUAAUCUUGCGUGUCUUUGUGUGAUUGUUUGCUCAGUCUACUCGUGCUUACCGUAACCUGAGCGUUUAGGGCAAGAAACAUGUAGAGGCAGCCCCUUGUAGAGUAGAUAAAACUUCCUGCGAUCACUUCAGUACAUCUACCUGUACUCAAAUAGUGGUCACCUAAUAUGCUAUUAGGAAAUUUUAAGGUUUUGGAAGGAGCCGGUCUAAUAUCUCAUUUUGGAGAACCCGACAUAUUAGUGCAUUAUAUAGACGGCUCAUUGAUUUCAGUGGGGACUGUGUAAUGCUUCAUUUCCCCUGCGGUGGCGCUGUAGAAUACUGGCUGACGAUUCCUCCGCAGAUCAUGGUUGAUCGCUAAGGGUGUGAGCAGGAAGAUGCCCCGUGAGCCGCUGAUUGUCGAGGAGUCUUCUAACUGGAUCAAAGCUGGUAACCCUUAAAAGGACUCAUCAUCGAGAGUACUCUAAUAAAGGGACGGGGGGCUAUAUAAAUCUUUGAUUAUAAGGGGAACGUUAUCUAUUUUGCAGUAAGAGUAUGUGCUUGAAUACCUUCCAUAUUCUCAUCUCGAAUCAUUCAAAUGUUAAUGAACAUUGUGGAGUUUGUACAUAGAUGUGUAGUAUAUGACUGGAACUAUUGUAUUUGUAUCAUUCUGGUGAAUGUGAGACAGCUGGACAAAUGUGCUUUUUUUCCCCUUAAAAAAAAAAAAUAUAUAAAUAUAUAUAUAUAAAUGGAAGGAAUGGCAGC